AGUUCGCUGAGAGGGAAGAAUAUGGCCGCCGGGUGUGGUGAGGGCGACACGCUUGCAGUCGCCGUCUCUUGCUUUCCCGUCCUCUAACAUCGCCUGCAGCCAAGUGGGCCCGUUCCGCCGGAGCCGAGGACCAGGUAUUCAAAUAAAGUGAACUGCAGCUUUCUGUGAAAAUGUCAGUUUUGAUAUCACAGAGCGUAAUAAAUUAUGUAGAGGAAGAAAACAUUCCUGCUCUGAAAGCUCUUCUUGAAAAAUGCAAAGACGUAGAUGAGAGAAAUGAGUGUGGCCAGACUCCACUGAUGAUAGCUGCUGAACAAGGCAAUCUGGAAAUAGUAAAGGAAUUAAUUAAGAAUGGAGCUAACUGCAAUCUGGAAGAUUUGGAUAAUUGGACAGCACUUAUAUCCGCAUCGAAAGAAGGGCAUGUACACAUCGUAGAGGAACUACUGACAUGUGGGGUUAACUUGGAGCACCGUGAUAUGGGAGGAUGGACAGCUCUCAUGUGGGCAUGUUACAAAGGCCGUACUGACGUAGUAGAGUUGCUUCUUUCUCAUGGUGCCAAUCCAAGUGUCACUGGUCUGCAGUACAGUGUUUACCCAAUCAUUUGGGCAGCAGGGAGAGGCCAUGCAGAUAUAGUGCAUCUUUUACUGCAAAAUGGUGCUAAAGUCAACUGCUCUGAUAAGUAUGGAACCACCCCUUUAGUUUGGGCUGCACGAAAGGGUCAUUUGGAAUGUGUGAAACAUUUAUUGGCCAUGGGAGCUGAUGUGGAUCAAGAAGGAGCUAAUUCAAUGACUGCACUGAUUGUGGCAGUGAAAGGAGGCUACACACAGUCAGUAAAAGAAAUUUUGAAGAGGAAUCCAAAUGUAAACUUAACAGAUAAAGAUGGAAAUACAGCUUUGAUGAUUGCAUCAAAGGAGGGACAUACGGAGAUUGUGCAGGAUCUGCUAGAUGCUGGAACAUAUGUGAACAUACCUGACAGGAGUGGGGAUACUGUAUUGAUUGGCGCUGUCAGAGGUGGUCAUGUUGAAAUUGUUCGAGCGCUUCUCCAAAAAUACGCUGAUAUAGACAUUAGAGGACAGGACAAUAAAACUGCUUUGUAUUGGGCUGUUGAGAAAGGAAAUGCAACAAUGGUGAGAGAUAUCCUACAGUGCAAUCCUGACACUGAAAUAUGCACCAAGGAUGGUGAGACGCCACUUAUAAAGGCUACCAAGAUGAGAAAUAUUGAAGUGGUGGAGCUGCUACUAGAUAAAGGCGCGAAAGUGUCUGCUGUAGAUAAGAAAGGAGACACUCCCUUGCAUAUUGCUAUUCGUGGAAGGAGCCGGAAACUGGCAGAACUGCUUUUAAGAAAUCCCAAAGAUGGGCGGUUACUUUAUAGGCCCAACAAAGCAGGCGAGACUCCUUACAAUAUUGACUGUAGCCAUCAGAAGAGUAUUUUAACUCAAAUAUUUGGAGCCAGACACUUGUCUCCUACUGAAACAGAUGGUGACAUGCUUGGAUAUGAUUUAUAUAGCAGUGCCCUAGCAGAUAUUCUCAGUGAGCCGACCAUGCAGCCACCCAUUUGUGUGGGGUUAUAUGCACAGUGGGGAAGUGGGAAAUCUUUCUUACUCAAGAAACUAGAAGAUGAAAUGAAAACCUUCGCCGGACAACAGAUUGAGCCUCUCUUUCAGUUCUCGUGGCUUGUAGUGUUUCUUACCCUGCUACUUUGUGGAGGGCUUGGUUUAUUGUUUGCCUUCACGGUCCAUCUGAAUCUUGGAAUAGCAGUGUCAUUGAGCUUCUUGGCUCUCUUGUAUAUAUUCUUUAUUGUCAUUUACUUUGGUGGACGAAGAGAAGGAGAGAGUUGGAAUUGGGCCUGGGUCCUCAGCACUAGAUUGGCAAGACAUAUUGGAUAUUUGGAACUCCUUCUUAAAUUGAUGUUUGUGAAUCCGCCUGAGUUGCCAGAGCAGACUACUAAAGCUUUACCUGUGAGGUUUUUGUUUACAGAUUACAAUAGACUGUCCAGUGUAGGUGGAGAAACUUCUCUGGCUGAAAUGAUUGCAACCCUCUCGGAUGCUUGUGAAAGAGAGUUUGGCUUUUUGGCAACCAGGCUUUUUCGAGUAUUCAAGACUGAAGAUACUCAGGGUAAAAAGAAAUGGAAAAAAACCUGUUGUCUCCCAUCUUUUGUCAUCUUCCUUUUUAUCAUUGGCUGCAUUAUAUCUGGAAUUACUCUUCUGGCUAUAUUUAGAGUUGACCCAAAGCAUCUGACUGUAAAUGCUGUCCUCAUAUCAAUCGCAUCUAUAGUGGGAUUGGCCUUUGUGUUGAAUUGUCGUACGUGGUGGCAAGUGCUGGACUCCCUCCUGAAUUCCCAAAGAAAACGCCUUCAUAAUGCAGCCUCCAAACUGCAUAAGUUGAAAAGUGAAGGAUUCAUGAAAGUUCUUAAAUGUGAAGUAGAAUUGAUGGCCAGGAUGGCAAAAACCAUUGACAGCUUCACUCAGAAUCAGACAAGGCUGGUUGUCAUCAUCGAUGGAUUAGAUGCCUGUGAACAGGACAAAGUCCUUCAGAUGCUGGACACUGUCCGAGUUCUGUUUUCAAAAGGCCCUUUCAUUGCCAUUUUUGCAAGUGAUCCACAUAUUAUCAUAAAGGCGAUUAACCAGAACCUCAAUAGUGUGCUUCGGGAUUCUAAUAUAAAUGGCCAUGACUACAUGCGCAACAUAGUGCAUUUGCCUGUGUUCCUUAAUAGUCGUGGACUGAGCAAUGCAAGAAAAUUUCUCGUAACUUCAGCAACAAAUGGGGACGUUCCAUGCUCAGAUACUACAGGGAUACAGGAAGAUGCUGACAGGAGAGUUUCACAGAACAGCCUUGGGGAGAUGACAAAACUUGGUAGCAAGACAGCUCUCAAUAGACGGGACACUUACCGAAGAAGGCAGAUGCAGAGGACCAUCACUCGCCAGAUGUCCUUUGAUCUUACAAAACUGCUGGUUACCGAGGACUGGUUCAGUGACAUCAGUCCCCAGACCAUGAGAAGAUUACUUAAUAUUGUUUCUGUGACAGGGCGAUUACUGAGAGCCAAUCAGAUUAGUUUCAACUGGGACAGGCUUGCUAGCUGGAUCAACCUCACCGAGCAGUGGCCAUACCGGACUUCAUGGCUCAUAUUAUAUUUGGAAGAGACUGAAGGUAUUCCAGAUCAAAUGACAUUAAAAACCAUCUACGAAAGAAUAUCAAAGAAUAUUCCAACAACUAAGGAUGUUGAGCCACUGCUUGAAAUUGAUGGAGAUAUAAGAAAUUUUGAGGUGUUUUUAUCUUCAAGGACCCCAGUUCUUGUGGCUCGAGAUGUAAAAGUCUUUUUGCCAUGUACUGUAAACCUAGAUCCCAAACUACGGGAAAUUAUUGCAGAUGUUCGCGCUGCCAGAGAGCAGAUCAGUAUUGGAGGACUGGCGUACCCGCCGCUCCCUCUACAUGAGGGUCCUCCUAGGGCACCAUCAGCGUACAGCCAGCCCCCAUCUGUGUGCUCUUCCACGUCCUUCAAUGGGCCCUUCGCAGGUGGAGUGGUGUCACCACAGCCUCACAGCAGCUAUUACAGUGGCAUGACGGGCCCUCAGCAUCCCUUCUACAACAGGCCAUUCUUUGCCCCAUACCUUUACACGCCAAGGUAUUACCCUGGCGGCUCCCAACAUCUCAUCUCACGUCCAUCAGUAAAAACGAGUUUGCCCAGAGAUCAGAACAAUGGCCUAGGGUCAGGCCCAGCCCCAAGCCCAGUGGUAUUACUGAAUUCACUGAAUGUGGAUGCAGUAUGUGAGAAGCUGAAACAAAUAGAAGGGCUGGACCAGAGUAUGCUGCCUCAGUAUUGUACCACGAUCAAAAAGGCAAACAUAAAUGGCCGUGUGUUAGCUCAGUGUAACAUUGAUGAACUGAAGAAAGAGAUGAAUAUGAAUUUUGGAGACUGGCACCUUUUCAGAAGCACAGUACUAGAAAUGAGAAACGCAGAAAGCCAGGUGGUCCCUGAAGACCCACGUUUCCUCAGUGAGAGCAGCAGUGGCCCAGCCCAACAUGGUGAACCUGCUCGCCGCACUUCCCACAAUGAGCUGCCUCACACCGAGCUCUCCAGCCAGACGCCCUACACGCUCAACUUCAGCUUCGAAGAGCUGAACACGCUUGGCCUGGACGAAGGUGCCGCUCGUCACAGUAAUCUAAGUUGGCAGUCACAAACUCGCAGAACCCCAAGUCUUUCGAGUCUCAAUUCCCAGGAUUCCAGUAUUGAAAUUUCAAAGCUUACUGAUAAGGUGCAGGCCGAGUAUAGAGAUGCCUAUAGAGAAUACAUUGCUCAGAUGUCCCAGUUAGAAGGGGGCCCAGGGUCUACAACCAUUAGUGGCAGAUCUUCUCCACACAGCACAUAUUACAUGGGUCAGAGUUCAUCAGGGGGCUCUAUUCAUUCAAACCUAGAACAAGAAAAGGGGAAGGAUAGUGAACCAAAGCCCGAUGAUGGGAGGAAGUCCUUUUUAAUGAAGAGGGGAGAUGUUAUCGAUUAUUCAUCAUCAGGGGUUUCCACCAAUGAUGCCUCCCCGCUGGAUCCUAUCACUGAAGAAGAUGAAAAAUCGGAUCAGUCAGGCAGUAAGCUUCUCCCAGGCAAGAAAUCUUCCGAAAGGUCAAGCCUCUUCCAGACAGAUUUGAAGCUUAAGGGAGGUGGGCUGCGCUAUCAGAAACUCCCAAGUGACGAGGAUGAAUCUGGCACAGAAGAAUCAGAUAACACGCCACUGCUCAAAGAUGACAAAGACAGAAAAGCCGAAGGGAAAGUAGAGAGAGUGCCAAAGUCUCCGGAACACAGUGCCGAGCCGAUUAGAACCUUCAUUAAAGCCAAAGAGUAUUUAUCGGAUGCCCUCCUUGACAAAAAGGAUUCAUCGGAUUCAGGAGUGAGGUCCAAUGAGAGUUCUCCCAAUCACUCUCUGCACAACGAAGUGGCGGAUGACUCCCAGCUUGAAAAGGCAAAUCUCAUAGAGCUGGAAGAUGACAGUCACAGCGGAAAGCGGGGAAUCCCACAUAGCUUGAGUGGCCUACAAGAUCCAAUUAUAGCUCGGAUGUCCAUUUGUUCAGAAGACAAGAAAAGCCCUUCCGAAUGCAGCCUCAUAGCCAGCAGCCCUGAAGAAAACUGGCCUGCGUGCCAGAAAGCCUACAACCUGAACCGAACGCCCAGCACUGUGACUCUGAACAACAACAGUGCUCCAGCCAAUAGAGCCAAUCAAAAUUUUGAUGAGAUGGAGGGAAUUAGGGAGACUUCUCAAGUCCUUUUGAGGCCUAGUUCCAGUCCCAACCCAACCACUAUUCAGAAUGAGAAUCUAAAAAGCAUGACACAUAAGCGAAGCCAACGUUCAAGUUACACAAGGCUCUCCAAAGAUCCUUCGGAGCUCCAUGCAGCAGCAGCUUCUGAGAGCACAGGCUUUGGAGAAGAAAGAGAAAGCAUUCUUUGAGAAAAACAAGCAAAGGAGAAGAGUAUUACUGUACCCUUAUGACAGAAUUGUCCUGGAUUUUGACUCCAACCACACCCAUCACCUUUCUACAUUUCACUGACAGAUAAGUGACAGAUGAUGAGGCCGAGGUGAAAGAGACAUCCGCAGUGUGACAGAAGGGAGCGCGAGAAGCAUGACUCACCAGCCAGCCUCUAUGGUCUUUGUAAUUAGAAGCUUCCAAACUCACUAAUACCACUGUAUCUUUCAUUGGCGCACUACCCCAUACAACUUUUUGAGACGAGGUGUGAGAUAUGAGUAUAAAGAUAGGUCAGAAGUAUUUUAAAGGGCUUAAUUUGCCAAAAAGAAAAGUAAAAAGCUAGAGACCCUUUUUACAGAACAUUUGGUGACCACACAUUUGAGGGAAGAUGUGGCUUUAGAUGAGGCAGAAGCAAAGCCUGCUUUUAGGGUCUCGUCUAGGUGAGUGCACAGCCUGUGACACUACAGGGAGAGGCUCCGUAAACUGAGAUCCAGCCUUCCGUAUGACGGGGCAUUGCUUAUCACAGAGGUUCUGAAUUUUAAGUAGCAAGUACAUAAUGAAGAGGGCUUUAAAAAUUGCUGAGAAAGCGAGUCACCAGGGCUGGCAGUAGUGUUAACGGGGCUGUCCUGAGCUGUUAGGAGAGUAGAUGCUGGGAGGGCUGGUGACCUCCGUGGGUUUAUCUGUUGGAGACUCUUCUCUCCAAAUCCCAGGCCUGGCUUCCGGCACCAUCCAGCUGUGCCCAGGAAGCCACCCUGGUCUGUUCUCCAACUCGUUUAAAUGGUGCCCAACUUUUCUAAGUGAGCUUAGCAAUGAGAAGAAAAAAAACCAUGAAUUCUUUUUCUGGAAAAUCAGGGAAACAAGGGUAAUAAUAGGCGCUAAUAAACAUUUAUAGAUGAGUGAAUGAGGAAAUAAUUACAUCAAAAAGGUCAGUGACAAUUGAUAAAUGACAAGGAAAUAUUUAAUUAGGUAAAACUAAAUCAUUUGCUUUCUAUUCUAGGAUAGACUUUAUCUACUUCGUCUGUUCCUAAGUCAGCAUGUUAAUUCUGGGGGAGGAUCAUAAGAAAGGAAAUACUUUUUUAAAAAAAGUCUAAAAACAUGUAACAAAGCAAGGAUAAAAUUAUAUAUAUAUAUAUAUACACACACAUACAUACGUGUGUGUGUGUGUAUAUAUAUAUAUAUAUAUGUGGUGUGACUGUAAACCUGUACUUUCCAUUAAUUAUUAGCGGAGUUAAGAGAAUGAUCACAGUGAAGUACUGUGUGGACUAGAAAUGUGCCCUGUCAUCAUGCAAUGAAAUGUUGUUAUCGUUUUAACAUAGCUCAUUUAUGUAGAAUGAAUUCUGGCGGUUUACCCCACGGCACAGUUAGGACGGUAGAUGCUGAGAUCGCAGAUGCGCGAUUAUCUAGAUUCCGUGUUACAUUUUCAAUGUUUAUCACUCAGUGGAUUUUUAUUAAUAUGCUGAUGAAGUUAUUUACUUGGCCAGUCAUCGUGCUAAAUAGUUGCUCUUUUGUGUUUCAUUGCCAUGAUGUUUGAGUGUAAUCUAGCAUUUUAAUACAGUGUUUAUUUUGCAUGAUCUUUAACAAAUGUGUUAAGCAAUUUUAAAAAGGCAGGAUGUUGUUGACAUUAUACACUGAAGUCUUAACAUUUUAAUAUUUAUAGUGCUUAUUAGUUUGCAAAGUUGUAUAAUUAGGAAUUAUUUCAGAGACAGUGUUUUCUUUUUCAGGUGAGUAGUUGCCGCGUAAUAUCAUUGGAUACAUUCUUUAUACUGUUUGUGAAAUUAAUACUAGCAUAUUAAGUGUAUAAAUAGAUUUAGAAAACAAUAAAAAAUUGCAUGCUA
Molecule: messenger RNA, 7283 nt
Organism: Piliocolobus tephrosceles (Ugandan red Colobus)
Lineage: Eukaryota; Metazoa; Chordata; Mammalia; Primates; Cercopithecidae
Gene: KIDINS220
Product: kinase D interacting substrate 220
Exons: 29
Coding region: 171-5432 (1753 amino acids)
Biological process (GO): nerve growth factor signaling pathway
Molecular function (GO): PDZ domain binding; protein kinase regulator activity
Source: RefSeq, a predicted model, not a curated record